UUUCGAUCAUCUAAUCCUAGGUAGGUCAAUGGUUAUAACCUGUACUUCUGCGAAUAGUUGAGCAGUUUUAUUAAAUUAAAAUAUUAUUUUUGAAAAAAUUAUGCCAAUACGAUUAUUAUCCAGAACUAUCAGAUUGAUAAACAUUAAUAAUAAUGGGAUAAUUAUUAACAACAGAGUGUUAAGAACAUUACUAUGUGGUUGCCAAUCGAGUUAUUCAUCAAAACCAACAAAUCAAACAAUCAAAGUAGUCGAUCCAGUGACUGGAGAGGAAAAAAAGAAGAAAACGGUUAUCAUUCCUAAAAUUACUUUAAUAAGUGGAGAUCAGUUAACUGUAUCGACUUUAGAAGAAGCUCAAAAGAUUUCAAAACGUAGAGAUUUAAAAUUAGUUAAAAUUGUAGACCUUGAUACAAAAACUCAAAGACCUGUUUAUAAAUUGAUGACUGGAAAUGAAUAUCAUGCAGAAGACCUGAAGCAAAGAGAUCUAAAGAAAAAAGAAAAACAGAAAGGUAAUAUAAAAGGGGAAAAAGUCCUUAUAAUUAGUCACAACAUAACAGAACAUGAUUUACAAACGGAUAUCAGAAAAAUUUCCAAGUGGAUUACUAAAUCAUAUGAGGUUCGGGUGGUUAUUAACGGAGAUAGUAGCAAUAUAGACAAGGCUGAACAUGUAUACAAUUACUUAGAAAGUGCCUUAAGAACCGAGGCAAGAUUCUUACAGAAGAGGCAAAAAGGAUCAGAUAUAAAAUUUCAAAUAUAUCCCCCAAAAAAGGAAAAAACUGAUGGUGGGGAAAAAAUCUUAUGACUAGAUAAUGUUAAAAUGAUGUUUAUUAUUGUUACAUUUCUAACUGUAAAAUACUUAUUGUACUACAAUUUUUACAAGAAACGUCAUUCUAAAUGAUUAUCUGCAUUUAUACUAAACCAGGCAAACAAAUUAAAUAACAUUCAAACUCAAACCAAUAUUCGACAUAAAAAAUUAGGUACAUAUUAUUUAUUACAAAAAUAAUAAUAUUUAAUACAAACGAAUGGCCAGAAUAAGUAUCAAAUGUAUAAAACGAACAAAGUUUAUGUAAAUAAGCACAUACCGUUUUUUAUAUGAUGAUUUCUGGGCUUACAAAAAAAAAUUGUUAUGAAAAAAUUUUGAAUGUAGUUAAUUCCUGAA
This is a messenger RNA of Anoplophora glabripennis (Asian longhorned beetle), 1156 nucleotides long. It is a transcript of the gene mIF3, whose product is annotated as translation initiation factor IF-3, mitochondrial. The transcript is spliced from 2 exons. The record is from RefSeq and is a predicted model, not a curated record. Gene Ontology annotation, molecular function: translation initiation factor activity; ribosome binding. Gene Ontology annotation, biological process: mitochondrial translational initiation; ribosome disassembly. Gene Ontology annotation, cellular component: mitochondrion. Lineage: Eukaryota; Metazoa; Arthropoda; Insecta; Coleoptera; Cerambycidae. The coding region runs from base 101 to 799 and encodes 232 amino acids.